AUUGACAAGAUGCUGAAGAAGCCGGAUGAAAAUCGGAAUCAAACACAAAUAUUUAACUGAAUUUUGGCAGAUUGACUGGUUUGAUGAAAAGGUUCAAAGUAAUUUUGGAUCCAUGCUUGUAUCUUCUCAUUAUCGAUCAUCAAUUAAUUGAAAAUUAUGGCGAGCGGAAUCUGGCCUGUUGUGAAUGUGCAAGCAGACGCUGUUGCUAAAGAUAGAUACUAUGAAAACAUCUAUCAAGACUUUGAUGCUAAUAUUUUAAACGACUUUGUUGAAAAAGAGAACAACGUAUACAAGAUCACAGAACUGUUCAUAACAAAAUUGAGACAGAAUGCAGAAAUUCUGCUUCAAGAUGUAAUGGCCCAUGAAAAAGAUGUUGCUACAUCAGGAUUUUCAGUGUACACAGGAGUGGCUGGUGUCGCACUAGUAUUUCUUUUAGCAAGCCGCCGAUUUAGUGGAGAACACAAACAGAUUGCCAAAUCUUUCAUAAAAUUAGCGCACAGCAAUCCUCACAGAUCUCGAGUAAAUUUUCUAAAUGGUAACUCUGGUGUUCUUAUAUUAAACGCCUUGAUUAAUGAUAACAUAGAAGCUAAAGAAUUACUAAAUCAGAGAUUAGAAGAAAUGUACCGGCUUGUGAAAAGCCCCAACUCUGAUAUGCCUAAUGAGCUGUUGUAUGGGCGGGUUGGAUUUCUGUACUCCGUACUCUUCAUGAAAAAGAAUAACUUUUCAGUACAUUUUAGCGAAUCGAAUAUAAAAGCUGUAAUAAAAAUAAUAAUUGAUCAAGGACACAGCCUUGCUGUGGAUGAAAAAUAUAAGGCUCCAUUAAAAUAUAAGUGGCAUGAUAAAAAUUAUUUUGGAGCUGCUCAUGGAACUGCAGGUAUCCUGUAUCUACUGCUUCAGGCUAGAGAGUUUGUAAGUGAAGAAGAUCUCAGGCAUUACAUCCAACCAACUAUUGAUGAUUUACUGGAGUGCCGUUUUAGAAGUGGCAAUGUUUUAUCCUCAGAGGGAAGCACAUCAGACCGUCUUGUACAAUGGUGCCAUGGUGCUCCUGGAGCUGUGCAACUUUUUUGCCUUGCUUAUGAGAUUUUCGGAGAGAGGCGCUACUUGUCUGCUGCUGUACUUUGUGGUGAAGUAGUGUGGAGGCGUGGACUACUUCGCAAAGGGUGCGGUCUUUGCCAUGGUACAGCAGGAAAUGCAUACACUUUCAUUUCCCUUUACCAAUUGUUCAAGAAGCGACAAGAUGAAUUCUCUGAGGUAGAAGCAGCAAAGUAUCUUUACAGAGCUUGCGUGUUUGCAGACUGGUGCUUUGAAUUCAAUAAUCAUCGAGAAAGGUGUCCAGAUCGGUUUUAUUCUCUUUUUGAGGGCCUAUCAGGCACCAUUUAUUUUCUGAUUGAUUUGUUACAACCUAUGCAAGCAGCAUUUCCAGGAUACACUAUUCAAUGUUUGUAAUUUUUAAUUUUCUGAAAUUGUAUACGCUGCUCUACUGAUUUUUGUAUCUUCCAAUUCAUAAAUUUUGAUUUCUUUACAACA
Frankliniella occidentalis (western flower thrips) is the source of this 1527-nucleotide messenger RNA. RefSeq names its product lanC-like protein 2. Bases 157 to 1446 code for a protein of 429 amino acids. The transcript has 8 exons. The record is from RefSeq and is a predicted model, not a curated record. Gene Ontology annotation, biological process: peptide modification; carbohydrate metabolic process. Gene Ontology annotation, cellular component: plasma membrane. NCBI's taxonomy places the organism in Eukaryota, Metazoa, Arthropoda, Insecta, Thysanoptera, Thripidae.